CACACACAAUAACCAAACCAAACACCAGGUUUUUUUGGCUUUCGCUCGAAGCUUAGACACGAUGAGUGAGGCGGAAGCAGAGCGGGAGGGAGAAGCGGAAGGAGGAGCUCAUCGCAGCGGUCCCUCCAGUGGUGCUCGCUCCUAUAGGGCUCAUCCGUACCAAGGACCAUACAACAGAGGCUCGGCUGACUCGGCGGGGCCAGCAGAGCAACCGGCGGAGGGCCAGGGCGAUGCGGCAGCAAACAACACCACCAGCACCCACCUCAACAUCAGGAUCAACAUGCAGCUUCUCGUAGGGGUCGACACCUGGGUGAGCGGAACGGAAAGAUACGUGACUGCAAUUCGGGUGACCGGAAUGAUACGUGUGUGUGUGUGUGCACAGGUAUCAGGGACGCCCACACUGCAUUUCAACAUACGGUGAGCAGACACCGGCACACGCGGAGGGCAGGGCAGGGCAGGCCAGGCCAGGCCCCCCUAUGGUGCGACCGGUCAAUGCACUGCAGGCGGACCACUGCGCUGUGUCGCAUGUUCGGCAUCUACCUGGGCCGGCUGAGCGUGCCUCCCGAGCUGGAGCCCGGCCUGCACUACAUGUGCGAAUUCAACUACUUCGCCACCGACGGGCGGACACACACAUUCACUAGCGAGACUAGCGUGACUGGCGGGGAGGUGGGCAUGGCUGACGGUGACACGAUCUACGCCAGACCGACGCCCGGCUCGGCACUGGUAAGCCACACGAGAUGGAUGGAUGGAUGGAUGGAAGCGGGUGUCCGUGUGUGUGGACAUUCCUCUCUCUCUCUCUCUCUCUGUGUGUGUGUGUGUGUGUGUGUGUGGUAUAGGAUAUGUGGCUGCGUGAGAGAGAGAGGGACGAAGGUGACGUGCCGCAAGGGGGCAUGCCGCAACCGGCAGACGGUCAGCAUCACCUCACCACCACACACAGCAGAAUGAAGGACUCAUCAAAAUGACCGGUCCCCCUUUCUUGCCCGCAUUGGUUGGUUGCAGAGUCUGCCUCUCUGUCAGUGUUGAUCAAGACCAGCAGGCUCUUCGCCUACGGCUGCGAGGCCACCACUGACGCCGACGGCAAGCUAGAGACCACCGCGGGAUCGUCAUCCUCUCCGGUGGAGAGGACCGCGGCUGCAGCAGCGAGCGCGUCGUCCCUGGCCGAGCGGACGGACCAGGACACGUGCUCGAUAUGCCUCGACACAUUCGCCACAGGACAGGUGUGUGCCUCGUUUGAUUGGGUCAGACAGACAGACAGACAGACACAACGACAGAUGCUCUCAUGAAGUCUCAUCUCAUUCAUUGAGUCUCUGCAGGUGGUACGGCGGAUUUUGAAGUGUGGUCACCAGUGGCAUGCCGAGUGCGUCGACCCGCACUUUGCCCUCAAGGCGCACUGCCCGGUGUGCCGGCUAGACCUGAGGGAGGCCGCUGUCGAACAGCAGAAUCAGGCGGGGGGCAAAGGGGGCGAUGCGCAGCAUUGACUGACCGACAGGCAGGGGCAGAAACCUUCCGCAUGAGCAUGAUCCAAUAAGCGGAAGUUUCUCAGUGAAUGCGUGUAAGAAGCUCAUGAGCAAGGCCUUCCUUCGCCAUCCACACACGAGCCAGUGGAUGGAGAUGGGGGACAGACACAGCACAUAAGCUGGCCAAUUGGUCAGAAAAGACUGUAUGAGGGCCGGCGAAUUCAGGUCUUUGCUCAUUGUCACUGUUGCCAGUGUUGAAUGCAUUGGCGGGCAGCAAAAGAGUCAUCAGGCAGGCAGAUAGACACAGGCGAUGCACGAACGCCGUCAAAAC
Vitrella brassicaformis is the source of this 1788-nucleotide messenger RNA. The record is from the annotation of a GenBank genome assembly. Lineage: Eukaryota; Vitrellaceae.